GAGGUUCUCGUUUGACUCCAUGUACAAUUAAUCCAGGCGAGGACAUACAAGAACACACCAAGCGCACCGAUCGAAAAUUAAGCAAGCUCGCCGGAAAUGCCGACUACUCCUACCCCUACCGAGCACAGCUGUGAGGCUCAACCCGGGCUGCGGCCGCCGCCGCCGCCGCUGAGCCAUGAGGACAACCGCCGCUUCCUGCAGAUGCUCCGCCAGAACAAGGAAAGUCUUGGAGUCGCCGGGCCCAAGGUGGAGGUGCGAUUCCAGGACCUUGCCGUGGAGGCCCAGGUGCGCAUCGGCCGCCGGGAGCUGCCGACGCUGCUCAACUGCGCUGUCAACGCCGUCCAGGAUAUGGCAUCCUUUUUUCACAUGUGUUCUAGAAGGAAAAGAUCAAUCAAAAUCAUAAAAGAAGCAAGCGGCACAAUUCGACCAUCGAGGAUGACACUUCUUCUCGGAGCGCCCGGUUCUGGGAAAACAACAUUUUUGAAGGCAUUGACAGGAAAGUUGGAUUCAUCUCUAAAGCGCAAAGGAAAGAUCUUGUACAACGAAGAAGAAUUGAAUUCCUCAACACCUCAACACACGAAUGCUUACAUUAGCCAGUAUGAUCUUCACCAUGCUGAGAUGACUGUCAGAGAGAUAAUUGAUUUCUCGUCCAAUAUGUUGGGAACCAUUAAUGACUUUGAGAUGAUGGCACAAUCAGUAAGAAGAAAGCAAGGUGACAUCAAUGAAGUGGACCAAAAUCUUGACUCAUUUAUUAAGGCUACCGCAUUUGGAGUAGGAAGUAACCUUACAACAAACUAUAUUAUCAAGAUACUUGGUUUGUCUGAGUGUGCUGAUAUCCUAGUGGGGGAUGAGAUGAGAAGAGGCAUAUCGGGAGGACAAAAGAAAAGAGUAACAAUUGGAGAGAUGCUAGUUGGUCUAGCAAGAUGCUUCUUUAUGGACGAUAUUUCAACUGGUCUUGAUAGCACAACAACAUAUGAGAUAGUAAAAGUUAUACAACAAAUGGCUCAUUUAAUGGAUCUCACGGUGGUUAUUUCCUUGCUUCAACCACCUCCCGAGACAUUGCAAUUAUUUGAUGACAUAAUCCUUUUAUGUGAGGGUCAAAUUGUAUAUCAUGGUCCUCGAGAAAAUGCUACCGAUUUCUUUGAGUUCAUGGGAUUCAGAUGCCCCAAUAGGAAAGACAUAGCUGAUUUCCUUCAAGAGGUAACCUCAAAGAUGGACCAAAAGCAAUAUUGGAUUGGUGAGGAACAUAUGUAUCACUACCAUCCAAUUGAAAAAUUUACAGAAUCCUUCUAUUCGUCAUAUCUCCCUCGACUUGUACAAGACAAAAUAUUUGUGCCAAACAAUAGAGUAGAGAGGGAGGAUGCAAAAACUAGCUCAAGUCUCUCCAAAUGGAAUAUUUUCAAGGCAUGCUUUUCAAGAGAAUUACUUCUUCUGAAAAGAAACUCUCCACUACAUAUAUUCACGACCAUACAGAUAACAAUCCUUGCUUUGGUGGUAUCAACCCUUUUUCUUCGAACAAAUAUGAACCACAAAUCUAUUAGUGAUGCCAAUAAGUAUAUCGGAGCUCUCUUUUUGGCUGUUAUGAUAGUAAACUUCAAUGGAAUGGCUGAAAUUGCAGUAACAAUAAAGCGACUUCCCACUUUCUACAAGCAAAGAGACUUGCUAGCGUUGCCAGGAUGGGCAAUCCUUACUCCGGUUUUUCUUCUUAGUAUCCCAAUAUCUUUCGUACAAACAAGUCUUUGGACCAUAUUAACCUACUAUGUGAUUGGCUAUGCACCUUCCUUUAUCAGAUUCACGAAGCAUUUCUUGGUUCUUUUUUCCAUGCAUCAAAUGUCAAUGAGCAUGUGUCGCUUAUUAGCUGCGGUAGCAAGGACACUUGUAAUGGCCAACGUGCUUGCCACCACAUCUCUCGUAGCAAUCUUCAUAUUUGGAGGCAUCGUCAUUGCAAAAGAUGAUCUUCAACAAUGGUUACAAUGGGGAUAUUGGGCAUCCCCAUUCACCUAUGCACAAAGUGCAAUCUCCCUAAAUGAGUUCCUUGAUGAAAGAUGGGCAAUAGAAUUUCAUUACGAAAAUGUUAAUACCGUUGGUGAUGCUAUCCUCAAGAUCAGGGGGUUGCUCACAGAGUGGCACUGGUAUUGGAUUUGUGUCACUAUAUUAUUUGGAUUCUCAUUGGCCUUCAAUAUACUCAGUAUCUUUGCACUCGAGUUCAUGAACCCGCCACACAAGCAUCAAGUUAACAAAAGAGACAUGCAGGUAAUAACAGAGUUCACGAAUAAGAUAGUGGGAAUUGGCAGUGCGUCAAUUCCACCAGGUGUUCUUCCAUUUCGGCCUCUUUCCUUUGUAUUUGAUCAUAUCAACUAUUUUGUCGAAAUGCCUAAGGAGAUGAUGAAGUAUGGAGUAACCGAUAAAAGGCUUCAGUUACUACAAGAUGUUAGUGGUGCUUUCAGACCAGGGGUUCUAACAGCUUUGAUGGGAAUCACUGGUGCUGGAAAGACAACAUUGCUCGACGUUUUGGCUGGAAGAAAAACUGAAGGAUAUAUUGAAGGUACAAUCACAAUAGAAGGAUAUGCAAAGAAGCAGGAGACAUUUUCAAGGAUCUCCGGCUAUUGUGAACAAAGUGAUAUCCACUCACCUAAUCUCACUGUAUAUGAGUCGCUACAAUUUUCUGCAUGGCUUCGCUUGCCUUCAGAAGUUAAAUCAUGCCAAAGAGAUAUGUUUAUAAAUGAAGUCAUGGACCUAGUUGAGUUAACAGGAUUGAAGAAUGCCAUGGUGGGUCUGGCGGGAGCAACUGGCCUGUCGGCUGAACAACGAAAAAGGCUAACAAUGGCUGUGGAGCUUGUUGCUAGCCCUUCCAUUAUAUUUAUGGAUGAGCCAACCACUGGAUUGGAUGCUCGUGCUGCAGCAAUUGUCAUGAGGACAAUAAGAAAGACAGUAGACACUGGAAGAACAAUUGUUUGCACAAUUCAUCAGCCAAGCAUUGGAAUAUUUGAAGCUUUUGAUGAGCUUCUACUCAUGAAACGAGGUGGUCAGACCAUAUAUAGUGGUUCACUAGGUCGACUUUCUAGCAACAUGUCAAACUAUUUUGAGGAUAUCCCCGGUGUUCCUAGAAUAAAAGAUGGACAAAACCCAGCAUCAUGGUUGUUGGAUGUCACUUCACACACAACAGAAUACAAAAUUGGAGUGGACUAUGCAGAAAUUUAUCGAAACUCCUCCCUAUACAGGGAGAACAUGCUUCUUAUUGAAGAGCUUGGAAAACCAGCGCCAAACAUAGAAGAUCUACAUUUCCCUCCAAAAUAUUGGGUAAACUUUAGGGCACAAUGCAUUGCUUGCCUAUGGAAACAAAGAUGUGCAUACUGGAAAAACCCGGAGCAUAAUGUUGUUCGGUUCCUAAACACAUUCGUUCUAUCAAUUAUGUUUGGAAUUGUAUUCUGGCAAACUGGAUCAACCAUUAAACGACAACAAGAUAUAUUCAAUAUACUAGGGCUCAUAUACGGAUCAUCAUUGUUUCUGGGAUUCAACAAUUGUUGUAUCUUACAACCGGUUGUGGCAACAGAGAGGGUUGUUCUCUACCGAGAAAAGGCAGCAGGCACAUACUCUACCUCGGCCUAUGCCAUAGCUCAAGUGGCAAUUGAAUUGCCUUACAUGCUUGUCCAAUCCUUCAUAUUCGCGACAAUCGUAUACACAAUGAUUGGAUUCCAAAUGGCCGCCAAUAAGUUCUUUUGGUUUCUACUUUACAUGGUGUUAAGCUACAUGUACUACACACUCUUCGGGAUGAUGACGGUGGCGCUAACACCAAACAUUGAGAUAGCUUCAGGAUUGUCCUUCCUUAUCUUCAUCUUUUGGAACAUAUUCUCUGGCUUCAUCAUCGGAAGAGAGAUGAUCCCAGUCUGGUGGAGGUGGGUAUACUGGGCAAACCCCGCAGCAUGGACGGUGUACGGACUCAUGUUCUCCCAGCUUGGUGACCGGACGGAGCCAAUUCUUGUACCUGGACAACCAAACCAAACAGUGCGAGAGUUCCUCGAGGGCUACCUUGGACUUGAGGACCACUACUUCAACCUUGUCACGUACCUGCACUUGAUCAUCAUCAUGUUGUUUGCCGUUAUCUUCUUUAUCUCCCUAAAGUAUCUCAAUUUCCAACGGAGAUAACAUGAAUCAAUUAAGUGAUGUCAUGCGAACUACAAUUACACCAAGAGGCAAACCCACUUAAUUGUAUAGAUCUAAGAAAAUACAAUCACCCUUUUUUUGAACAUCGAACAAUCACCCAAUUGUAAGCACAAUAUCACAUGGAUUGUGAUUCAAGAGAAAAUGUGUAAGAAAUCAUAUGAUUUGUGUGAGAAGUU
Molecule: messenger RNA, 4340 nt
Organism: Hordeum vulgare subsp. vulgare (domesticated barley)
Lineage: Eukaryota; Viridiplantae; Streptophyta; Magnoliopsida; Poales; Poaceae
Product: ABC transporter G family member 45-like
Exons: 22
Coding region: 97-4146 (1349 amino acids)
Cellular component (GO): membrane
Molecular function (GO): ATP hydrolysis activity; ABC-type transporter activity; ATP binding
Source: RefSeq, a predicted model, not a curated record